AUGUAUAAGGAUCUGAAGCUGAACUUUUGGUGGCAUGGUAUGAAAAGGGAUGUGGCUCAUAGUGUGGCUAAGUGCCUUGUAUGUCAGCAGGUGAAGGCAGAGCAUCAGCGCAUCGCAGAGAGGACUAUUCAGAUUUUGGAUGAUAUGCUUAGAGCUUGUAUGCGUGAUUUCCACAAGUCGUGGGAAGAUCACUUGUAUUUGGUGGAGUUUGCAUACAACAAUAGCUUACAGGAAAGCAUUGGGAUGACCACGUUUGCGGCAUUGUAUGGGAGGAAGUGCUGCUCUUCGUUGAGUUGGGACGAUGUUGGUGAGCGGGAGAUUUUUAAGCCAGAGUUGAUUGACAAAUCAGUUGAUGUAGUCAGGAUCAUUUGGGAGUGA
Molecule: messenger RNA, 378 nt
Organism: Asparagus officinalis (garden asparagus)
Lineage: Eukaryota; Viridiplantae; Streptophyta; Magnoliopsida; Asparagales; Asparagaceae
Exons: 2
Coding region: 1-378 (125 amino acids)
Molecular function (GO): nucleic acid binding
Source: RefSeq, a predicted model, not a curated record